UUCACAGUAGACACCAGACCCAGACCAUUUUGAUGCCAACUUUUGCCAGACUUAUGAAAUCCCUGUUUUGUCAAGUACUUUCUAUACUAUGUACUUUUGUAUACAUGACAUAGUAUAAAUAGUAAAAAAUUAGUGAUGAAAAGACCACCGCUGAUAAUUUAUUUAUCGGAAAUUUAAAAAGUUGGAGUGAGUUAAUUUGCGGAAUGAUGACGUGAUUAUUAUUUGAAUUAAAUUAUUUAUCGUGUGAAUUCUCCCUCACACUUUGAAGGAAAUAUAUGUGUAUGUAUGGCAGACUAUAUUUAUAAAUGUAUGUGUGCAUAGAUAUAUGUAGGAGUAGUCCCCUCUCUAGGUGCGGGUAAUGCACGAUACAAAAUAAUCGACGUCAAAAGCUGUCAAAUAUGGCCGGAGUCGUGGUGUGGAGAUUUAAUUGACAUGUUUUAACGUAACAAUACUACUAUUUAAAUAAAAUAUUAUUACGUUAAAUAUAUGAAGAUGGUAGUAAUGAUGUACUGUAAGGUAUAAUAUAUUUUUAGUGUCAUGAUAAAUUGAUAUUUGGUAUUACGUAGUGAUAAAUGUGCUUUGUCAAGAUAUAGGCAGUGUGGUUUUUUUUCAUAAAAAACGUUUAAUCUAAAUGAUAAUAAUGCUCGGAGGAACUUGAUAAAAUAUCUGGGUGCCGGAAGCUUUACGUGCCGGAAUAAUUGUCGCUAAAUAGUGGAUAUAAAUAAAUAUAUUGUAACAAGUAUCCGAGGGGAAUUGUAAGUGUUGGGGCAUGCUAAUUGUCAAACUAUGGGUGCUCAACAAACCAAGGACAGAGUCAUACCCGCCGGCUCGACAGUAAGACAAACGAGAAAACAACCGAGAAAUCCAAAAGAAUCCCGGCUUAUUGGCUCGAAUAUCUUCACAGAGCACAGUGAAGCUCUUUUACAAAGUAGACCAUUGCCACAUAUCCCAGCAUUGCCUGAAGGUGAUCCACCCACGGGUUCGAGUGUUCAAUCACUGUCACAGCAGUCUAAUUUUUCUGCACACUCCAAUGUCACGGGUGGAAGUUUACUCGAGGCUAACAGAUGGACCAGUAAGGAAAACCUUUUAGCACAGGAGGAAGAUGAUCCCCAGUUGUUUGUUGCUCUUUAUGAUUUUCAAGCCGGUGGUGAAAAUCAGCUUAGUUUAAAAAAAGGUGAACAAGUACGAAUAUUAAGUUAUAAUAAGAGCGGUGAAUGGUGUGAAGCACACUCAAGUACCGGUCAAGUAGGAUGGGUACCAUCGAAUUAUGUAACACCAGUAAAUUCUUUAGAAAAACAUUCCUGGUACCAUGGGAGAAUAGCAAGAAACGCCGCUGAGUAUCUGCUGAGCUCGGGUAUCAAUGGAAGUUUUCUUGUACGUGAGUCUGAAAGCAGCCCCGGACAACGAAGCAUUUCAUUAAGAUACGAGGGACGUGUUUAUCAUUACAGAAUCAAUGAAGACAGUGAUGGAAAGAUGUUCGUUACGACUGAAAGCAAAUUUAACACGCUAGCGGAAUUGGUGCAUCAUCACUCGAUGCUGGCUGACGGGUUGAUAACGCAGCUACUUUAUCCAGCGCCUAAACACAAUAAACCAACGGUAUUUCCACUCAGUCCCGAGCCGGAUGAGUGGGAGAUAAAUCGCACGGACAUUGUGAUGAGGCAUAAACUUGGGGGUGGACAGUAUGGUGAUGUUUAUGAAGCUGUUUGGAAGCGUUACAAUAUGACUGUUGCUGUUAAAACACUAAAAGAAGACACAAUGGCCUUGAAAGAUUUUUUGGAAGAAGCGGCAAUAAUGAAAGAAAUGAAACACCGGAAUCUCGUUCAAUUACUUGGUGUCUGUACACGCGAGCCGCCUUUUUAUAUUAUCACUGAAUUUAUGAGUAAAGGAAAUUUACUUGAUUAUUUACGUAAUGAAAGUAAACAUCAAAUAAAUGCGGUGGUACUGAUGCACAUGGCAACACAGAUAGCCAGUGGUAUGAGUUAUCUCGAGAGCCGUAAUUUUAUUCACCGAGACUUAGCUGCGCGUAAUUGUCUCGUCGGUGAAAAUCAUCUUGUCAAGGUCGCUGAUUUUGGUCUUGCGAGAUUAAUGCGCGACGACACGUACACUGCUCACGCUGGUGCUAAAUUUCCAAUAAAGUGGACUGCGCCCGAAGGACUGGCCUAUAACAAGUUCUCAACUAAGUCAGAUGUGUGGGCGUUUGGUAUUUUGCUGUGGGAAAUAGCCACCUACGGAAUGUCUCCGUAUCCUGGCGUUGACUUGACGGACGUCUAUCACAUGUUAGAGAAAGGAUACAGGAUGGAAUGCCCUCCAGGUUGUCCGCCUAAGGUUUACGAUUUGAUGAGACAGUGCUGGCAGUGGUCGGCUAUCGAACGUCCAACGUUCAAAGAGAUUCAUCAUUCGUUGGAGAACAUGUUUCAAGAAUCCAGUAUUACAGAGGAGGUAGAAAAACAGCUACAAGGUGGUUGCGAUACUCCAAUGUUUUCUUAUAAUCACAAGAAAUCACAAACAGGAAGUACGGGAAAUAUUCAUGGUCUUGUUUUAGUAUCAGAGCAAUUAUCUAACUCAGGUUUAACGCAAGAUGCUGCUAGUAAUGUCACUAAACUUAGCACUUUUAUGGGUGGUCUUACCAACAAAGCUAACAGCAACAUGGUGCAGAUGCGUCGCUCUACAAAUAAAAGAGGAAAACAAGCUCCUGCCCCGCCCAAAAGAACCAGCUUAUUGUCGUCAUGCAGUUCGUUUCGUGACUCUGCGUACCAGGAACAAGAUCAGCAUAAUAUCGAUUCCGUAGGGGCUUCGACUCUCGAUGACGGAACCGAUCUAAAUGGUAUUAAUAAUAUUUCUAAAGGUAUCACGCGAGAUCUCGUGACAAUGGCGACACAAUCAAUACCGUCAGGAGGCUGUGACUUGGAGGAUGAUGGUGACGGAUCCCAGGGGACGGAGUCAAAUUUUACCCCACAGCCAUCGGCUUCACCCGAACCAAUACUCAACAUACAGUCCAAUCAGAAACAAAUUAAAACGAGACAGUACUCGUCUAAGGAAGUACUACCACAGAAGCUAGUCCACGUGGGUGCCCUGGAAGUACAAAAUGUUAAACGUGCUAUAAAUCGAUACGGUACUCUACCAAAAGGAGCAAGAAUAGGCGCUUAUCUGGAGUCACUUCGUCAAAGUGGUAUGCCGUCUGCUCAAGAAUCACCCUCGUCUAUUGACCUGCAUCAGCAGCAGCAUCAACAUCAGCAACAUGAAGCAAUAAAUAUUAUCGAAACGUCACAACAUCGAUCGCUCUCGCCACGUCAAAAUAACCUGCGAAAUCAGCCUCAAAUGACUCGCAGUAAUUCGUCCAGUGGUGUUGUUAAUACUUAUCAGCCGCCAAAUUCACCCCGUAGUCGUAUGUCAAGUCGUAAUAAAAAUAAUAAUGAUAAUAUUGGCCUCAGGACAUUUCGUAAUCCCAAUACGUCAACGUUCCGCACGGCAAGUCCAUCAAGAUCAGUACAGCCUACUCUUGCUGAUUUAGAAUUUCCGCCACCGCCUCUUGAUCUUCCACCGCCACCAUGUGAUCCUACUAUUGAUCCACCAGAUUUCUCGACGUUCAGCACACCAGCUGAUAUUUCGUAUAGUAAACCUUCUGGUUCUCCUGUUUGUAUGAGGAAAUCUAAAAUAGAUCGCAGGUCUAAGGAGGAAAUAGUUGAGGAGGAUGACAAAAACAAUGACGUGAGAACUGUUGAACCUUCGGUGAAAGAAGCUAGUUCUAGAUUUGGCGUUAAUUUAAGACGUCGAGAGACAACUUCAGUUACUGGAGCUGGAACUGGUACUGGAGUAACAAGUGAUAGCAAUAAAACGUCUGAUGAAAAGAAAAAUAUAUUUCGUGGAAAAGAAUGUACGGGAAAAAAUGAUAACGUAAGUGGUUGUGGUAUACUUUCACCGCCGACAGAAGCACCGCCGCCGCCACCACCUCUACCACCACCCACGAGUAAUGACACAGAUGACGGAUUUAAUUUGAAACCCGGUAUGAAAGAAAUGCUUGAGCUAAAGUUGAUAAAUGAAAUUAAACAGAGCGCUGAUUUGAAACAAAGUGGAACUUUACGUAAAUCAAAUGUAUUUAGUAAUAUUGUAUCACAUCAUUUAGAUCCGGCCUCCCAAUUACUCUCUGAGCUGUGUGCUAAUUUUAAUAUUGAUCAGUCAAAUAAAUCGCCUAUACAAGGAGAGUAUGCUUCAUUGAAUUGUUUAAAAGAAGAUUUAUUUCAUGAUCAAUCGACUAAUAAUCAGCAGAUUAAUGCUGAAAAAUCUGUAAGCCAUAAUAAAGAUACUAAAGUAUCAUCCCCAGUAACUGCGGACACUUUAAAUUCCGGAAGUGUUGGGUUUAAGUUAAAAAAAGUUGAUAAAAAAAGUACUUCGCAGAAAGAAGAUACUAUUGAUAGCCAGAUAAUUGAUUUCAAAGCAAGACUGAGAAAAGUUGAGAAAGACAAUAUCGAUAAGCAAGAGGAGAAGAGUAAAAAGAAUGAUGACACUGGUGCUGACAUGUCUGAGCCCGAUGAUGCUGAUGAUAAACGUAAAAGUACUGGCAGUAUCAGCAGCUUGAAACGUUUGUGGGAAAAUAAAGAAUCUUCAUGGGAAAAUCAGCCGCUGAGUCCAAAAUUAAGUACACGCGGUAUUAAUAAACAAGACGGCGGUGAUCCUGGUGAAGAGAGUCCUGAAGAUCACAGUGGUGCUUCAACAAGGAGUUCUAUCACCAGUAAAAGCGAUAGUAGAAUAAGUCAUCCUGCUAAUUCAACAACUUCCGGUGGUAGUGGAAGUGGUGACAAUGACAAACCCUUGGUACCAGCAAAACCAUCUGCCGCAAAAGCUCUUGGUACUUCGGGUAAAUACUUUGGGUCAUCAAUUUACGCGACGCCAAACUGUGACAAGCACGAUGAUGAUAAUAUAGGCGGUGGUGGUGGUAAACAGCAAGAAACUAAAGGAGCUAAACAUGACGUAUUAGAAUUAUCAAAUGCCAUUGAAGGUAGUAUAACUAAUUUAAAAGGUACACCAGUAAUUGUAAUGGCCAGUUGGCUUCAAUUGUCUGACAAAGUUGGUCUUCUCCAUGGUUUACUUCAAGAAGUUAAUUCUGCUGAAGUUGCCGGUGCACCAUCACAUGCAAGAUUUCAAUUUAGAGAUUUAUUGUCACGUCUUGAAUUACAAGCACGGCAAUUGAGAGCCGCUGGCACUCGUAAUAUCACAGAGAACACAAGACUACUUAGUGAUGUUCAUAACACGAUUAAAGACGUUACGAAUAUGAUUCAGAGAUAAAGGUCAACGUACGUCAGUCACCUCAUCACGAAUUAAUUAAAUCAAAAAAUUAGACGAAAAAAAAAAAAAGAAGAAGAAAUGGGAGUGGGAAAAAAUGAUGAGUUUCGUCUGUAAUCGUGUUUAUGACAAAAAAAAAUUGAAAAGUAAUAUUCAUAAUUACUCAAGGCCGUACCGUAUACAUAUGAAUAUUAAUUAUAGUUAUAAAUAUUAUAUAUACAUAUAUAUAUAAAUAUUAUUAAUUAUUGUAACUAUUAAUACAUCUAAGUCAUUAGUAGACGACCGAAAGGACAGUAUUCACUUUCGUAUGAUACCAGAAGUAAAUUAAUGAUAUAAAAGGGUCAAUGUCGUCUUAUGUCAUGAGGUCAUUCAUUAAUAUACAUAUACAUAAAUAUAAAUAUAAAUAUAUAUAUAAAUAUAUAAAUAUAAAUAAAUAUAUAGCUAUUGCUAUUAUAGAGUGAAGAAAUUUUACACUUACAAUAAGAAUAAUAAUAAUAAUACGAUUUUGCAUUUGCAAUUUAAGGAUGAUGGUAACUUAUGGAAUUUAUGUGUCUGCUCAGUAUGAAUUUUUACAUAAAUAAAUAAUAACUUUCUAUUAGUUUAUAAAUCAGCGUGUAGUCGCAAUCAAAAUAAGCUGAGAUUAUUUUUUAACUUUUUGCCGGUAAAUACCCAAAUUUAAAUAAUUAAAUAGAUAUAAAGAAAAAUCAUUUAUUCCGAUAGAUAUUUAUGAAUAUCAUGCCAUUAAUCAUGUAUUGAUUUUUCAUCAUUUAUCAUUAUUAUAAUGAAAAAAAAAAAAAAAAAAAUAAAAGGCUUAGUAUAUCGUAACGCGGUAGCUUAGAAGUAUCUACUAAUUAAAAAAUAUAAUUAAAUGCAAACAUCAACAAAAUUAAAAAAAAAAGUAUAAACGGUAACUUUUAAAAUGUACUGAGGGACAAUAUAAACAAUUUUGUAUUUGUAUAAAAAGUAAUAAUUAUCAUGGUAAAAAAUGGAUUAUCAGCCAUUACGCGCCUACAUUUAUUAUCAUAAAUUAUAAAUAAAUAAUUAAACGGGAUAAUUAGUUAAUAAAAAUCAAAUUAAUUUAGUAUUACAGUAAUUAACUUUGUUUUACAAAGAAAAUAACAGUCGACAAAUGCUCUUCCUCAGCGAAAAAAAAAAUAACUUUUUUUCUAUCUUAAAUAUUUAUAAAUAUUUGUACAUUGUUUAUAUUAUUAUUAUUACUAUUAUUGAUAUUUAAUUUUAAUUAUCUUUAUAAUUAUGCUUUUUUUUCUGUAAUCAUUUAAUUUUAAGCAAAAAAAAAAAAAAAAAUGGAACUACGAUGACUGAAUAUUGGGUGACACAUGAAAUACUAACUCGUGACACUGCCGGUAUUUCAUAUUUAUUAAUGAGUGUGAAUUUAGCAGACAGACA
Molecule: messenger RNA, 6687 nt
Organism: Microplitis demolitor
Lineage: Eukaryota; Metazoa; Arthropoda; Insecta; Hymenoptera; Braconidae
Gene: Abl
Product: tyrosine-protein kinase Abl
Exons: 10
Coding region: 787-5283 (1498 amino acids)
Biological process (GO): protein phosphorylation
Molecular function (GO): ATP binding; protein binding; non-membrane spanning protein tyrosine kinase activity
Source: RefSeq, a predicted model, not a curated record